Aspergillus luchuensis is the source of this 390-nucleotide messenger RNA. RefSeq lists its product as uncharacterized. The coding region runs from base 1 to 390 and encodes 129 amino acids. The record is from RefSeq and is a predicted model, not a curated record. The transcript has 2 exons. Lineage: Eukaryota; Fungi; Ascomycota; Eurotiomycetes; Eurotiales; Aspergillaceae.
AUGAAGGUAACUGCCAGAGAAGUGGCUAGAUUUACGUUUUACUGGCUUCUGGGUGCGAAACGAAUGCUCCCUAUCCCAGAUUUUCUUAUCGCCGUAGCACGUUCGGCAAGGUGCUUGUCGACUCUGCAAUCGGGGACCAUCAUUGAUUACUGCUGUGGCUUGGUGAUAGAUAACGAAACAAAUACGUUCAGGCUCGCUCAUCCGACGGUUCGAGAAUAUCUCGAAUCCGCUGAGAUCUAUCGCGAUAAAGAAGCGUGCUAUAGCAUGGCCCUGAGGUGCCUGGGUGCAUAUCUGGGCGAAGAUUGUGGUGAAAAUGGAUUCCUCAAAUACGCUACAAACUAUUGGCCAUCUCAUGUGGAGGACCUUGGGUGUGCACCCCAAAGAGCCUAA